AUGGCGUUGUCGGCCAUGGCAAAUACUGUAAUUGAGGUUCAGUUAGGAAGUGAAAGAUUGAGGGGAUUUUCUCUGUACAACAAAGGUGGGGUGGGGAGAUAUCGGGCUGCCAAGGUCUACCCUCUGCAACUCAUCCAAUUGGAUGAAAGUACUGGAUAUUCUGUAUCGACUCCCACCCUUGUAUAUCCCAGCAUCAAAGAGUUGAGCCAUCAAUUCGCUUCUUUUACCCCGCAACUCGUGGAGAGUGAGACGUCCGCAACACACCAAGACCCCAUCAAAUUGCUGUACUGCUUAAUGGCUGUUGGCCGAAAAUCAGCUGGGGCGUGGACGCAGUGGUGUGCACGGAGGGAGGGCCUCCAUGUCCUCACGAAGAGUGAAUUAUUAACCACUAAUCCAACCUAUGGCAGCGAACCACGCCCAGAAGUCUCUAAUUUAGAUCUACAGUCUGAAUUUUCGGCAAGCGAAGGUGUAGUGAAGGAAUUUUCAACAGCUAAUUGUGCCAAAGGUUGGUGGGCGCAAGAUGAUGUGUAUACCUGCAUUUUCCGCCAACGAAGGCGAGCUGGUGAGACCAUUUGGUUUCGUAUGAUCUGCGCUAAUGCACUGCAAACCAGAGUGUUUUAUUCGCCGAUCAGGAUCCCAAUCAAGAGGUCAGCUUCCCCCAAACUUCACCUAAGCCAAUCCGAAGCUAAAGUGGAGCAUUGGGUCAUUUUGGCUAUAGAAGCCAUACCCUCCUUACUCCCAUCCAAGACUCUUGCUCCCGCAGGAAUAGCUAUCUUCUUCACUUACUAUCUAUUAUGGAUAAUAUACACCCACUUAUUUCACCCCUACGACUCUACCCCCAGCCAUUCAUGGCCAGCAUCGCUAGCUGGCACCGUUGCACGCCCUCCACGAGAAACACGGCCCACUCCCCCGCAUAGAUCCAGACGAAGUUCAAAUCGCAGAUCCCGCGGCUAUCAACAUGAUCUCUCGGCUAAUAUUUCUCAAAACGGAAUUCUACAAACUCAAUCCUGGGAUUGGGGGAGAACCACUAUCUUUGCGCAAAAAAUGACAAGAAGCAUGUCGGCGGAGAGCGUGAGCAGGUAUGAAGGGUAUAUUGAUAAUAUUUUGCAGUUGCUUUGUGAGAAGUUGGAUGAGCUGGAGGAAGUGGAUCUCAUUGAAUAUGUGGCGAAAUGUGCAUGGUAUACGGUGGGGAAUAUAGUGUAUAGCUAUGAUGGAGAGUUUGGUAUGCUGCGCAAUAAUACGGAUUAUAAUGGAUGGAUAGGUAGUGUGAACAUAAUGCAGUGGCAGCCCAGCCAGCUAGGAUACCUGUUGCUCAGUGGGAAGACGAGAGAGGGAAUUACACUAUAUGAUAUCGUGCUGACAUUGAACGAGUUUGUGUGGGCGGGGAGCGAUGCGACUGGAAGUGUUUUCGGAAGGGUAAGCAAUUGUUCCUCUUGGCAUAUUGUAUGCAAUAAAAUCCUAUGGGAUCUCGACUCCGCUCCCCUUAUCGACGGAAAAACCAUCUACCAAGAAGCUUCCCGCCUCCCCUAUCUCUCAGCCUGCGUAUUGAAGCCACUACAUCGCCACGGCAUAAUUAGAAUUGGCCUGCCUCGCUAUAUCCUUACUUGCGGCACUCAGAUCUGUGGCCGCUGUUACCCAGCGGAUACAAAGUCCAGUUGCAGAGCAAUGUAA
This is a messenger RNA of Lindgomyces ingoldianus, 1671 nucleotides long. RefSeq lists its product as uncharacterized. The record is from RefSeq and is a predicted model, not a curated record. The transcript has 15 exons. Lineage: Eukaryota; Fungi; Ascomycota; Dothideomycetes; Pleosporales; Lindgomycetaceae. Bases 1 to 1671 code for a protein of 556 amino acids. Gene Ontology annotation, molecular function: iron ion binding; monooxygenase activity; heme binding.